GCCCAGGCAGCGUGCUCUCCUCUUCCAACACCAACCACUCUCCCAAGAACCGGAAAGCAGCAGAACGGCAUGGCGACCAGCAGUGGAGCGCGCCGCGUGCCAUGACGAGGCACCGUCCUUGGCCUCCUCCUCCUCCUUCUUCAGUUCCGGUAGCAGCGAUACACAGCGGCGGCGGCGGGAUGGCGAGGCUGUCGCCUGGGGCGGGGGCGCCGCAGGUGGACACGGGCAAGUACGUGCGGUACACGCCGGAGCAGGUGGAGGCGCUGGAGCGCGUCUACACCGAGUGCCCCAAGCCCAGCUCGCUCCGCAGGCAGCAGAUCAUCAGGGACUGCCCCAUCCUCUGCAACAUCGAGCCCAAGCAGAUCAAGGUCUGGUUCCAGAACCGCAGGUGCCGGGAGAAGCAGCGGAAGGAGUCCUCCCGCAUGCAGACGGUGAACCGGAAGCUUACUGCAAUGAACAAGCUGCUUAUGGAGGAGAAUGACCGGCUGCAGAAGCAGGUGUCGCGUCUCGUCUACGAGAACAUGUCCGCGAAGAGCCUGAAGACUCAGCUCCGCAAUGCUUCUGCGGCCACCACGGACACGAGCUGCGAGUCCGUGGUGACGAGUGGUCAGCACCAUCAGCAGCAAAACCCUGCAGCACCGCGUCCCCAAAGGGAUGCGAACAACCCAGCUGGUCUGCUCGCUAUUGCUGAGGAGACCCUGGCAGAGUUCCUGUCCAAGGCGACAGGGACUGCUGUCGAAUGGGUGCAAAUGGUUGGGAUGAAGCCUGGUCCGGAUUCCAUUGGAAUCAUCGCUGUUUCGCACAAUUGUAGUGGCGUAGCAGCCCGAGCUUGCGGUCUUGUGAGCCUUGAGCCCACAAAGGUUGCGGAGAUCCUCAAGGAUCGUCCAUCUUGGUAUCGCGACUGUCGUUGCGUUGAUAUCCUCCAUGUUAUCCCUACGGGUAAUGGAGGAACUAUCGAGCUAAUCUACAUGCAGACUUAUGCACCAACGACUUUGGUGGCACCUCGAGACUUCUGGACACUCCGUUACACCAGUGGCCUUGAAGAUGGCAGCCUUGUGAUCUGUGAAAGGUCGUUGACUCAGUCCACAGGUGGUCCAUCUGGUCCUAACACUCCUAAUUUUAUCAGAGCCGAGGUGCUCCCUAGUGGUUAUCUGAUUAGACCAUGCGAGGGAGGUGGCUCCAUGAUUCACAUCGUGGACCAUGUUGAUUUGGAUGCCUGGAGUGUGCCAGAGGUGCUUAGACCGCUCUAUGAGUCUCCAAAGAUCCUUGCACAGAAGACGACUAUUGCAGCACUGCGGCACAUUAGGCAAAUUGCACAUGAAUCAAGUGGUGAAAUCCCAUAUGGUGCUGGGCGACAGCCCGCAGUUCUCAGAACCUUCAGUCAAAGGCUCAGCAGAGGCUUCAACGAUGCUGUGAGUGGAUUUCCAGAUGAUGGUUGGUCUUUGUUGAGUAGCGAUGGCUCUGAGGAUAUUACCAUCACAGUAAACUCAUCUCCAAACAAGCUUGCUGGAUCGCAUGUCAGCCCUUCACCACUCUUUUCUGCCAUUGGGGGUGGCAUCUUGUGUGCAAAGGCAUCAAUGCUACUGCAGAAUGUUCCGCCUGCUUUACUUGUGCGAUUUCUGAGGGAGCAUCGCUCUGAAUGGGCUGAUCCUGGCGUUGAUGCUUAUUCUGCUGCCUCUUUGAGGGCCAGCCCGUAUGCUGUUCCCGGUUUAAGGGCUGGUGGGUUCAUGGGCAGUCAGGUUAUACUACCUCUCGCGCACACAUUAGAACAUGAAGAGUUCCUGGAGGUCCUUCGGCUCGAAGGGCACGGUUUUAGCCAUGAUGAGGUGCUUCUUGCACGAGAUAUGUACCUUCUGCAGCUUUGCAGUGGGGUUGAUGAAAAUGCUGCAGGUGCUUGUGCACAGCUUGUGUUUGCACCUAUCGAUGAAUCUUUUGCUGAUGAUGCACCUCUGCUACCCUCAGGCUUCCGUGUGAUACCACUGGACACGAAGACGGAUGUGCCAUCUGCCACACGCACACUUGACCUUGCAUCUGCCCUUGAGGUUGGAUCCGGUGGAGCUUUGCGUGGUUCAAGUGAUGCCUCUGGCACAUGCAACAUGAGAUCGGUUCUGACCAUAGCCUUCCAGUUCUCAUUCGAGAAUCAUCUCCGUGAAAGCGUGGCAGCCAUGGCCAGGCAAUAUGUGAGGGCCGUGAUGGCAUCUGUGCAGAGGGUGGCCAUGGCAAUAGCUCCUUCGCGCCUUGGCUCACAGAUCGAACUGAAGCACCCUCCUGGCUCGCCAGAGGCGCUUACACUUGCUAGCUGGAUUGGCAAGAGCUACAGUGCUCAUACUGGAGCAGAGAUCCGCUGGUCGAACACAGAAGAUGCUGAUUCUCCUCUGAUGCUCCUGUGGAACCACAGCGACGCAAUACUCUGCUGUUCCCUGAAGGCUGCUCCCAUGUUCACCUUCGGCAACAACGCGGCACUGGACAUGCUGGAGACGACGCUGGUCAACCUGCAGGACAUCUCGCUGGAGGCGAUCCUGGACGACGAGGGCCGCAAGGCGCUGUGCACUGAUUUCUCCAAGAUCAUGCAGCAGGGUUUCGCGUACCUCCCGGCGGGCGUGUGCAAGUCGAGCAUGGGGCGGCAGGCGUCGUACGAGCAGGCGGUGGCAUGGAAGGUGCUGAGCGACGACGUGGCGGGCGCCCCGCACUGCCUCGCCUUCAUGUUCGUCAACUGGACCUUCCUGUGAUCCGACAUACUGCAUAUUUCGACGCCCUGUCUUUUUUUACUGCUUUUGCUUGUGCUGCCAAGGACCUCUAUAUCGUCGGCCAUUGGCCUCUCGUUUCACAAUGGUGCAAUGCAUUUACCCUAGCUGUCGCUUGUACCUCUCUGUGUUUGCAUGUGUGUUUGUGUUCAUGGCCUGAACUUGCUGUGUGUUAAUUUGUAGCGUCCUUUGUUGUCUGAAAACCAGAUUUGAGAUUCGUGCCGUGUGCGAGUGUGAUCAGCACUUUUAUCUAUCUGUAUAUCUAUGAUCUAUGUUGUGGGAUCAUAUGAUGAACCGAACCGAAAAACUGCUUUGCUGUU
Molecule: messenger RNA, 3064 nt
Organism: Brachypodium distachyon (stiff brome)
Lineage: Eukaryota; Viridiplantae; Streptophyta; Magnoliopsida; Poales; Poaceae
Product: homeobox-leucine zipper protein HOX33
Exons: 18
Coding region: 102-2729 (875 amino acids)
Molecular function (GO): DNA-binding transcription factor activity; DNA binding; lipid binding
Source: RefSeq, a predicted model, not a curated record